Molecule: messenger RNA, 1208 nt
Organism: Nematostella vectensis (starlet sea anemone)
Lineage: Eukaryota; Metazoa; Cnidaria; Anthozoa; Actiniaria; Edwardsiidae
Product: PEST proteolytic signal-containing nuclear protein
Exons: 5
Coding region: 150-650 (166 amino acids)
Biological process (GO): proteasome-mediated ubiquitin-dependent protein catabolic process; protein ubiquitination
Cellular component (GO): nucleus
Source: RefSeq, a predicted model, not a curated record
AUUUAACGCGUUGUAAUAACCUCGUAAGCAAUAACCAUCGUCAAAAUCUCAGGAAAAUCUAUUUCCGUUUACUUCCGGUUUUAAACCGGAGGGGCCAGUCACGGCGGAUUUAGACUGCAUAGGAUUCCUGUGGUUUUUCGGAGUUCAAAAUGGCGGACAGUGCAAGAGAAAAAGACGUAUGCGAAAGAACUAAAAAGUCUACGAAAGAAAAACAAAGUGAAGGUUUUCUCCACACUUCAGAUACAAACAAGAGGAAAGAUGUCGAACUCUCGGAGCCAAGAAACGAUGUUAUCUUCGAUUCCUCAGAAAAAAGAAAGCCGAUAUGCCCGACAGGUCCGGUAAAGAUAGGUUUCAAGACAAAGGCUGCUUCGGGAAUUUCUAUAAAACUCGUGAGUAUGGGAGCUCCAGAAGCUAAAAAGAAAAAGCCUGAGGCUGUCCUGCCAAAGAAGGGGGCAGUUGCUGCCAUAUUUGGGGAUGACGAGAGUGACGAAGAGGAAAUGCCUACAGAAGCCAAAAUGAGAAUGAAAAACAUUGGAAGGGAUACUCCCACAUCUGCAGGGCCUAACUCCUUCAACAAGGGAAAGAAAGGUUUCACUCAUCACCACAAAGUGUUUGAAAAAGAGCUCAAAGAAACAAAGCCACCAUCCUAGAUAGUGUAAUUUACCCAUAUCGCAACUAGUAACCAUACCUGUGUACAGCUCAACAUUCUGUCAAAGAGAGCCCAGUAGUUGGAAAAGAAGUCUAGAAGAGCCUUACAUGCAACCAAAACAGAUCUGUAGCUAGGGGAGUAUGGGGAUCUUGCCAUCUUUCAAGGCUUGAAUGUCUGCUCUUAUGAAGAGAAACUGGUCCAUUAAAUGGCCCUACCCCCCCCCCCCCCCCUCUCCCCUGCCCAAUAACCUUGUCACAGGACUGUUGAGGGUCUGCUCAAAUGAGAGAAAAUUGAGUACCAUUGCAUGCUUUUAGGUAAAGAUACUGACAGACAGAUAGACAGUGAUUGACAGAUAGACAAUAAUUGACAGAUAGGCAAUGAUAGUCCUCAAAAUGGGCGCGAGAUUCUCUUGCUAAACAAAACAAGACUGUUUACUCUGACGGGAGAAUAUCGUUCUUCUUUAGACCAGGAGGCAAAGUGAAAUACUGUAUUAUACACAUGCAAAAUGUAAAAACUGUUUUAAAUAAUAUAAGAUAUUAAAAUGUCUUUAAUAGGCAAA